This is a messenger RNA of Eurytemora carolleeae, 1107 nucleotides long. RefSeq lists its product as uncharacterized. The coding region runs from base 1 to 1107 and encodes 368 amino acids. The record is from RefSeq and is a predicted model, not a curated record. NCBI's taxonomy places the organism in Eukaryota, Metazoa, Arthropoda, Copepoda, Calanoida, Temoridae. The transcript has 5 exons.
AUGGCAGUAGCUCCGCCCUCCGGAGGNGGGUUAAAGAUUGUUUAUCUUCUACCUCAAUGUGCAUCACAGUCACCUGCUUCUGGAGAUGGUAAUCUUCUAGGACAUUUGUGCAGAAUGCAGGAGAAGAAUGGAACAGAAGCAAUAAGAAAGUUGUGUGAAGGUUCUGGGAGUUAUUUUCCAAUCAUUAUCACAGAUGCUGGCUACCAGACUUUUGGUAAUGUUACAAAAGAUGAUGAUAAUUUCAUGGACUUUCGCUCAGUAGUUGAAUCUGCAGGAGGCAUAUUUCUCGGUACUAAACAGGAACAAUACAGUUUGAGAGUGGAUAAAGUAGGCAAUGAGUUCAUUAUGCAGAAAGUAGAAUUUGAUCCAAGGUUCAAAACACAGGCAGAAAAUACUAUCAAACUUGUCAGAAUAGUAAGAUGUAAAAAUGAAAAUUUGCAUGCUGCUCUAAAACAGAAGUACCAGAUACUGGACAGUGUUCUGGAACUAUCUUAUCUUGAUCCUCUCUAUGAUUCUGAAUCUUCUCCAUCCAAAUAUACUGCUUUAGCUGCAGUAUGUGCUGGUCUAUACAAUGUUGAACACCCUGGAUUUCCUCUCAUAUUUCUAAAAGAAGAUCAAAAAAUUUUUAAAGCUGAGCAAAUUCUAAGAAAUUUCAUGACUGAGAAUUUUUUGAUGCACAUUGAGUUCAAUCAAGGCUGGGGAGAAGUAAAGUAUCAAGAUUUUCAUGAACAAUUUACUUUCCCAUACAUAAAUGAUUCCUCUAAAGUAAACCAGAUAUUUGAGGUAACAACCUCAGUUCAUGCCCUUCUGAAAGGAAAGCAAGUUGCAUCUCAUCUUAGAAAAUGUGAAGUGGAUCGGAUGCAGGAUAUUGAUGGUUUUGAUGAUCUAAAAGAUCUGUUGAAGGUUCUUCCAGCUACAAUUAAGGUCAAAUUUAAGAGACUGGAUAAUCCUCCUUCCAAGUAUGAAGAGCUAUAUGAAGAAGGUAUUCUUCCACCUUGGCCUGGAGCAGGAACACUCUAUAAGAUAACUUGUGCUCCAUCCAACAAGUCUGAUAGUAUAUCUUCAAAACUGUUGGAUGUUUUCACUGUAUCAACUGUCCAUCUGUAA